This is a messenger RNA of Cylindrotheca closterium, 3210 nucleotides long. Lineage: Eukaryota; Bacillariophyta; Bacillariophyceae; Bacillariales; Bacillariaceae. The record is from the annotation of a GenBank genome assembly.
AUGAGUUCAGGUGUGCAACAAAGGAAAAAAAGCGAUAUCUCUUCGCAGAUAGAACAUGGCGUAUCCCCAGAGAAGAAAGGCCCUGAACCCAAAAACUCCCUAGCAGGCCGACCACGACGAAGACGACGAGCACCAGGGCAACCACUUGCGAGGGAAUGGGUUUUAGGGUUUGGCCUCAUGAUGGUCGGGGUUCUACUUGCGGGCUAUUUCUUGAUGUCGCGUCAUGAGAAGGUACAAAUGGAACAUUUGCGCGAGGAUAUUAUCCAUGAUAAGGUCGAACCAAUGUCUCGUGAAUGGGAAGAAAAGCUGGCAGCUUUGGAGGAAGAGCGGGAUUCGUUGAAGAAAGAAGUGACCGAGAGUGCACAGUUCAAGGAAGGCAAGACUCAGUUGGAAGAGCAGAUCCAUCAAGUCGAAGAUAUUCGAGAAAAACAAGAGCACGACAUUCAGCACCUCAUUGAUUAUAAGAGACAAAUGCAAAGAAAUAUUGAGUUACUGUCAAAGACUGAGUUGCUGGAAAAGUUCGGGCCCGGGCCGCAUUAUGUGGAAAUCAACCUUGGUUUCGACCCAGAGUUUCCGAAAGGUAAUGAGUCGGAUGGUAAUACUGGACGGAUUGUCAUUGAACUUGCACCCGUGGAAGAAAUGCCACAUACAGUGUAUUGGUUUCUCGAGCAGGUGAAUCGAACGCUUUAUGACGGCUGUUCUUUUCAUCGCAAUGCUGGGCAUGUGAUUCAGGGAGGACCAGCGCCAAACUUUUUAUCACCACCCGAGGCGAAGCUCAAUAGACGUUUUGUGGACGCCGGGUUUCAUUCAGUUUUAUUUCAGGAAUAUAGUCCUAACUUUCCACACAAGAAAUAUACACUUGGCUUCGCGGGGAGACCGGGCGGCCCCGACUUCUACAUCAGCACCAUGGACAACUCCCUGCUGCAUGGGCCUGGGGGUCAGACAAAUUAUGAAGAUAGCAGUGAAGCAGAUCCGUGCUUUGCGAAGGUAAUUGAUGGCUUCGAUACCGUGGAUCGAAUGCUGCUAAGUCCCGUCAAACCUGGAAAUUAUAGGGCAAUGGUCACGAACGUUGCGAUUACGUCGAUGAAAAUAGUGUCAUACGAGAGAAAAAAGGAAGAAAAGGGCGAAACGUUGACAAAAGAUGAAGCCGAAGAGGAGAAGGUCAAGAACGAAGUGAUCGAGAGUUCCAAGGAAGAGAAACUAUCAAAAUCUGAAAAGGAAGAGCUCGUGGAAGAAGUAGAGAAAAAAUCAAAAUAUCUGAAACAUGAGAUUGUUGACUCCAGCUCUGAAAGGAAGGAGAAGGAGGUUGUCGACGAAGAUUCUGAAAGCAAGCUGAAAAAUAAGCUUGCGGAAGAUGUGAAGCAAAAACAAGAGGCUACAGAAAGGAAACUUGAAAACGACAGUUUGGACCUUGACGGGGUGCUCAAGAUCAGAGCAAAAAGGCGCGAAAAAAGACGUAUAGGCCAGCCCAUGAAGCUUCUCGUUUUUGGAUUGGCUCUGGCCAAUGGAUUUGUUGUUCCAACUAUGCAGCACGCGAACCAAUUGAAGACUUCUAACAGCUUGUUCGUAGCAACCGGGGACGUUGCGACCGAAGAGGAGGUUGAUUGUGUAGUGAUUGGAAGUGGUCUGGCAGGUCUCUCAUGUGCAGCUCUAUUAUCUCACUGCGGCAAGAAAACAGUUGUUCUGGAAUCUCACGAUACUCCUGGUGGAUGCACCCAUUCUUGGACUCGACGUGGGUUCCACUUUGAAUCUGGUCCAUCUUUGUACUCAGGAUUCAGCAUGGACCGAUCGCCCAACCCAUUGAAGAAUAUUUUCCAGAUCAUUGAAGAAGAUUGCGAAUGGAUAACAUACGAUCGGUGGGGUACUGUGUUACCAAAUGGAGAAAAAUUUGCUCCACCAAUCGGACCGGAAGGCUUGGCCAAAACUUUGAAACAGCAUGGUGGGCCUGGUGCCGAAGAAGAGUUUGCAAGCCUCAUGGAGCGUAUGGCACCUCUAUCCGAUGCUGCUCAAGCCUUAUCUUCUCUUGCACUUCGAGAAGAUGCUGGAGCUGUUGUAACCUUGUUGAAGUAUCCAUUUGAACUGUUUCGGACGCUACAGCAAGGACAAGCACUGAAUGAACCCUUCAGCGUUAUCAUGGACGAAAUGAAAUUGAAAAAUAAGUUUGUGAUUAACUGGCUCGACAUGCUCUGUUUUUUGCUACAGGGUCUCCCUGCUUCCGGGACCAUGAACGCAGUCAUGGCAUACAUGUUGGCAGAUUGGUACAGACCAGGAGUUACACUCGACUUUCCAAAAGGUGGAAGUGGUGAAAUUGCAAAUGCUCUAGUUCGUGGCGUGAACAAGUUUGGAGGAGAAGUGCGUUUGAAUUCACAUGUCGAUGAAAUCAUAGUCGAUCAAAAUCGAGCUGUAGGUGUCAAACUAGCAAGCGGCAAAGUUAUUCGUGCGAAGCAUGCAGUCGUUUCAAAUGCAGACCCUUUCAUUACCAAUAAAAUGCUCUCUAGUGCCCGCCUAGCUGGGCAUCUUUCGAAUGAAGCCAUUGAGUAUAUGAAUAAAUUGAUAAACACUGAUGCAGAAGACGGUGGAGUACCAAACUUGAAGAGUUUCAUCCACAUUCAUGCAGGCAUCGACGCAAGUGGCCUUCCAACAGUUGCAAGUGAAGAUUUUCCGACGCAGUGGGCGGUUGUGCGUGACUGGGACCUGCCAGAAGGAGUCGAAGCUCCUCGUAACAUUGUCUUGUGCUCAAUGCCGUCUCUUAUUGAUCCUUCGUUGGCACCAGAAGGAAAGCAUGUCCUACAUGCCUAUGUUCCGGCGACAGAACCAUACGAAUGGUGGGAAGGACUGGAUCGAGAUUCUGAUGAUUACAAGAAAAAGAAAGAGGAAGCCGCUGACUUUUUGUGGAGCGCAAUUGAGGAAUACGUCCCAGAUGCGAGGAACCGAGCCGUGCCUGGUACUGUUCAAGUCGGUACACCGUUAACACACGAGAGAUUUCUCCGACGCACAAGGGGUGCAUAUGGGCCUCGGGUUGAAGCAGGAAAAAGUACACUUCCCGGACACAAGACACCCCUGGAAGGGCUUUUCUUAUGCGGAGAUUUCACAUUUCCCGGAAUUGGAGUUCCUGCCACAGCUGCUUCUGGUGCUGUGACUGCCAAUACUCUAGUGUCAGUACCACAACACUUGGGAAUGCUUUCCAAGAUUCGUCUCCCAGAGAAGUAG